AUGUCAUCAGUCGGCUGGAUUCCGAGUCCCCUCACCUGGCAGCGCUGUCGAAGAACUUGUACGCUGUCGACCUUCUCACCGCGAUUCGAUGGCUGGACGAUUCCUGGAGUGCAGUUUCUCCAAAGGUGA
This is a messenger RNA of Aphanomyces invadans, 129 nucleotides long. RefSeq lists its product as hypothetical. Bases 1 to 129 code for a protein of 42 amino acids. The transcript has a single exon. The record is from RefSeq and is a predicted model, not a curated record. Lineage: Eukaryota; Oomycota; Saprolegniomycetes; Saprolegniales; Verrucalvaceae.